This is a messenger RNA of Macrosiphum euphorbiae (potato aphid), 834 nucleotides long. The record is from the annotation of a GenBank genome assembly. NCBI's taxonomy places the organism in Eukaryota, Metazoa, Arthropoda, Insecta, Hemiptera, Aphididae.
AUGGUUGAAAUAAGACCCAAAGAGUAUUGGCCGAUUGUCUAUAGAAAAGAGUACAAUGUUACAUUUUUUGGUCUUGAAAAUUUACAUCCAUUUGAUUCGAAAAAAUGGGCACACAUUUACAAAAUAUUAAAAAAUACUUUGGGCUUAAAUGAAAGUAACAUCUAUGUUCCUGAUGAAAUUACUGAUGAUGAACUGCUUACAAUUCAUGAUGAAAAAUAUCUUAAAAGUUUGAAAUGGAGUUAUGUUGCUGCACGUAUAUCAGAAAUUCCAGUGGUUGCCUUAUUUCCUAAUUUUUUGGUUCAAAGACAAUAUUUAAGGCCCAUUAGAUUUCAGGUUGGAGGUACAAGGUUAGCUGGAAAAAUAGCUCGGAAGGAAGGAGUUGCCGUUAAUUUAGGAGGAGGUUUUCAUCAUUGUAGUAAAAAUCGUGGUGGAGGAUUUUGUCCAUAUGCUGAUAUAUCAUUGAUUGUGAACGAUGCGUUACAAGAAAAUGACUGUAAACUGGUGAUGAUUAUUGAUUUAGAUGCUCACCAGGGUAAUGGAUACGAGAGAGAUUUUAUUGGGAACUCAAAAGUAUUUAUUAUUGAUGUAUUUAAUAAAAAUAUAUACCCAAAAGAUACAUAUGCAGAAACUGCCAUUUCAAAGGCUGUGAAACUAGAUUACUUUAUACAAGAUUAUGAAUAUUUAACCACUGUUGAAAGUGCUUUGAUUGAAUCACUCUUGAAAGUUAAACCCGACUUCAUAAUUUAUAAUGCGGGCACAGACAUUUUAAAAGGAGAUAAGUUGGGGUUGCUCUCUAUUACUCCAGAGGCAAGUUUUAAUUUGAUUUUGUUAUAA